AUGGACUGCAAAUUUUGCUUGGCUGCUUUUUUGGUUGUUGUGUGUAGCUGUGUAGCCACUGAUGUUGCGAUAACGCUCACCACAACGCCAUGCACAGAAGAUACUGCAUUAGUAUGUCCAAACAAACUAGGCGAUACCGUAUGCGAACGUUUCUUUGAAAAACCCACUAAACUCAGUAAUGGAUGGAUAGUAGAUGCGAACUGUACCAAACCUGGAUACAGAAGCCUGGCAUCUCAGUGCCGUCGAACGUGUAUGACAUGUUGUAGAGAUCCGGCAUACCGAUGCGAAAAUAACAAAUAUUCACGUCUAAACUGUGCAGAAAUAGCUCGAGCUGGUGGUUGUGAUACUGAAGUGCCGUGGGUGGCAGCGAUGUUAAAGCAGGAAUGUCCACAUUCGUGCGGUUUAUGCGAAAUUUCGUUUUGUAGUGACAAGAGUGAAAUGUGUCCUUUAUUGUCAGAAAUAUGUAACCACAAAAGCUGGUUUCAUUUUAUGGCGGAAAUGUGCCCUCGAACCUGUAACAACUGCAACAAAAACGGGAAACCAACCAUGCCGAAAAUAGCUGACUGGCCAUUAAAUUUACAUUAA
Molecule: messenger RNA, 585 nt
Organism: Enterobius vermicularis (human pinworm)
Lineage: Eukaryota; Metazoa; Nematoda; Chromadorea; Rhabditida; Oxyuridae
Source: the annotation of a GenBank genome assembly